Messenger RNA from Helicoverpa armigera (cotton bollworm), 1615 nucleotides. Its product is annotated as ommochrome-binding protein. The transcript has 4 exons. The coding region runs from base 263 to 1222 and encodes 319 amino acids. Lineage: Eukaryota; Metazoa; Arthropoda; Insecta; Lepidoptera; Noctuidae. The record is from RefSeq and is a predicted model, not a curated record.
GAUGUCUUGAAACAAACAUGAUUGGUCACUAUAUCAACAAAAAUAUUGGUUCUAAAACAAAUGAUGCAACCAACAAUAUUAUGAUGACGAUACUUUAUAAUACAUGUUUACUUGCUUUCUUUUGUCGAUUUAUAUUGCUUGGAUACGGACGUCCUGCUAACCACAUACAUAUAUCAUAUUUUUCAACUGUUUCUGUGUAUUAUUUUGUUUUGAAAAGUUUUAUUUGUCGGAUAUCGAGGAUUUUCUAGUGGUCGAAAGUGCGAUGCUUGGAGUUCCGGGUUGGACAAACUCACAAACUUCUAAAUGCCCAAAAACAAUGCACAUCUACAUCCUACUGUUAACAGUAGCAGUAGCCACAGCCGCUGAGAAUCAGUCAGAUCUCAUCGUGUGUGAUGGAGUCAUCUUCCACAACGUCUACUUCGAUAGGGAACUGCUGUUUAAGGAUCUUGGCAGGCCAUACAAUCUGGUUAUGCAUAAAUUUUCAGGCAUCCUCUUCUUCAGCCAUACAAUCCAAAAUGGUACCCAAGUGGACUUCGGUAUCAGGGCAUGUCACCUCGAGAAAAGGACAUGCAGAGAGAUCCUAGGCGUACCCGGGGGAUACGCCAUAGCUUACGACGCAGGCAACGACGACAUAUACUUCGGCGGCCAUGAUGGCAUAUACAAAUACAACUUCCUAACAAAAUCCGCCGAAUUCUUCGCCGAAGAAGGAAAGUCAAUCUGGGGCCUGUUUGUCCGUCGAAACUUCUACUACAUAGAGUACCCUACGCAGAAACUUUAUGUCUAUCAAGACGACAGUUUCGUUCAAGUAGCCGAAGCUAUUAAUAUAGAGGUUGACCAUUUCUUUGUGUCCAAACAUAUAGAUGUUUACUUCUCAAACAAGACGGCUUUGUAUAAAGUAGAGAGGCCGAACAACGAAGCUAUCGUACUCAAUGAUGAGAUAGUAAUCAGACAGAUUGUAGAAGACAGCUAUGGUGACGUAUUCUUCUGUGCUGGUGAUGGAAUAUAUCUAGAAGACAAACCCUAUCAUAAAGUCAAGAAAGUUGCGGAAAUCGAACAAGCCUUUGGCAUGACUUUUGACGAUAAAGAUCAUAUAAUUUAUUCCGAUAAAGACAAGAUUUAUAGGUUGAUUCCAAGUAAAUAUAGUGGGUUGUGUUUAAAUGCUAUAAUCAAUUCUGAAGAUAAAGACAGGGGCGAUAUAGUAAAGAAGAUGGUCAUUAGUUAAAUUAGGAUUUUAAUGGUACUGGUUAAAAUUGAAACAAAUCGAAGAAAAAGUGAACUAAUGGAUAUGAGUAAUGUUGGAAUCGACUCUUUACUUUCUUUCAUAAUUUUCGCAAAAAGUGUUGAUAAAAGAGGUUGAGUUGAACAAGUAUGAGAUAUAAUAUUUGUAUAGCUGUAAAAUACUGUAAAAUUUUGUAAAUAUCUUACCAUAAGCUUAGUACUAAAAUAAUGUAGAAUGUUUGCUUAAUUUAAAGAUAAUAAGAUCUUAGAAAAUGUAACAACAACUUGGGAAUAAAAUCAUUGUUUUGAGAAGAUUUGCUUUAUUAUGUAAUGCAGUGGGAAAGAAUUUGACAAUAGUUAACGUUGACGGAGUGAAAGCAAAAUAUAAUCUAAAGUA